AUGGAGGCCACGGCUCUCAGCCUUGGAAAGUCCGUGCUGGAUGGAGCGCUUGGUUACGCCAAAUCCGCUCUGGCGGAGGAGGUGGCUCUGCAACUUGGAGUCCGGCGUGACCAGGUCUUCAUCACCAAUGAGCUCGAGAUGAUGCAGGCUUUCCUCAUGACUGCCCAUGACGAGAGAUAUGAUGACGACAGGGUUGUCAAAGUGUGGGUGAAACAAGUCCGCGAUGUGGCCUAUGAUGUCGAGGACACCCUUCAAGAAUUUGCUGUUCGCCUUGAGAAGCAGUCCUGGUGGCGUAUCCGUCGCACACUGCUGGAUCGGCGCCGCGUGGCCAAGCAGAUGAAGGAGCUCAGAGCCAAUGUUGAGGAUGUUAGCCAGAGGAACAUGCGCUACCACCUCGUCAGAUCCAAGCCAGUGUUAACAGCUGCUGAGCAAUCUGCCAUCGCUUCUGCAACAUUGUUUGGCAUCGAUGGAGCGAGGAAUGCCACCAAAUACAAGAAAUCAAACGUGGAUCUUGCCCAGCUGCUCAUGCUCAACAAAGAUGAGAAUACUGACCUAGGGGUGAUAGCGGUGUGGGGAACAAGUGCUGAUCUUGGGCAGACGUCCAUCAUCAGGGUGGUCUACGAGAAUCCAGAUAUCAAAACCAAAUUCCCAUGUCGAGCUUGGGUCAGGCUGACACAUCCUUUCGAUUCAAAAGAUUUCAUUCAGAGUUUAGUGAAGCAAUUUUACACGGCUGUAGGGGCUACAGUCCUGUUUGGAAUGGAAAUGACAACACCAUUUGAACUAGCUGAGAAGUUUGAUUGGUAUGUGAAGAAGAAGAGAUACCUUAUUGUGCUUAAUGGCCUAUCCACUAUUGAAGAAUGGGAUUGGGUUAAAGGAUUCUUUCCGGACAACAAUCUGGGGAGCAGAAUCAUAGUCUCUACAACGCAAGUUGAAGUUGCAAGCUUAUGUGUAGGGCAAGAAAGCAUAGUUUCACAGCUCAACCAAUUGUCUGCUGAUCAAAACAUUUAUGCUUUCCACCAGAAGGUAAGUCAAGGUAGAACCGGGUUAACUACAUCGAACACAACUAGUACUGGUGUAGAUAACAACUCCACAUCGUCUGCUGUGGAGAGAUUACCUGAACAGUCUAAAGGUGAUGACGGAAAGCAUGAAGUGAAAAAUCGCAUCACUCGCAUCAAGACGAUGGUGGCUGCUUUGGAGGAAUCUCAUCUUGUUGGGCAGAAGAAAGAAAAAGGUGAAAUUACCAAACUGAUUUCAAAUCGAAUUACCCAAUUGCGGGUGAUCUCGGUGUGGGGAAUGGGUGGUCUUGGAAAAACCACUCUAGUCAAGGACAUAUACCAAAGUGAAGAAGUCAGUGGCAAGUUUGAGAAGCGUGCUUGGGUCACAGUCAUGCGUCCAUUCAAUCUUGAAGAGCUUCUUAGGAGCUUAGUUAUGCAAUUAGAUAGAGAAUCUUCUAGAAAGAUGGAAGUGGUGGGUUUGAUGGGCAACACAAUGAAGAAAUUCCUAUUGAUGUCACCUGCAGAGUUGAUCAAGGAGUUGGCCAGACUUCUAGAAGGAAAGAGGUACUUCAUUGUUGUUGAUGAUGUAUCAUCUACUAUGGAAUGGAAUAUGAUAGUGCCAAUUUUCCAUGAAGUGGAAAAUACAUGCUGCGUCAUAGUUACCACAAGGGAAGAGACUAUUGCUAAACAUUGUUCGGAGAAACAAGAAAAUAUAUACAUGCUCACCGGUCUGGAAUACAAGGAUGCACGUGACCUCUUCACUAAAAAGGUAUUUAAGCAGAAUAUGGAUUUGGAUAAGCAAUAUCCUGAGUUGGUUGAACAAGCAGAAAUGGUCCUGAGGAAGUGCAAUGGACUCCCCCUUGCAGUAGUCACCAUAGGUGGCUUCUUAGCAAACCAACCAAAAUCUGCUUUGGAGUGGAGGAAACUAAAUGAGCAUAUCAGCGCCGAGUUGGAGAUGAAUUCGGAGUUUGGGACCAUAAAGACUGUCCUUAUGAGAAGCUAUGAUGGUUUACCUUAUCACCUCAAGUCAUGUUUCCUAUAUAUGCCCAUCUUUCCUGAAGAUUACAAGGUUGGACGGGGACGCUUGGCACGUCGGUGGAGUGCAGAGGGUUACUCAAGGGAGGUACGCGGCAAGUCUGCAAAGGAAAUAGCGGAUAGCUACUUCUUGGAACUUAUAAGCAGGAGUAUUAUCCUACCAUCUCAACAAUCAAUUCAUAGCAGAAAAGGAAUUAGUUCCUGCCAAGUCCAUGAUCUUAUCCGUGAAAUUGGUAUCGCAAAGUCCAUGGAAGAAAAUCUUGUUUUUACACUCGAGGAAGGUUGCAGCUCAAAUAGCCAGACCACUGUGCGCCACUUAGUUAUAAGCAGCAACUGGAAGGGAGAUAAGAGUGAGUUUGAGAGCAUGGUGGACAUAUCCCGUCUGCGGUCAGUUACAUGUUUUGGAGAGUGGAAGUCAUUUUUUGUUUCUGACAGGAUGAGGUUGUUAAGAGUGCUGGACUUAGAAGACACAACAGGUGUAUAUAGUCAUCACCUAAAGCAUAUUGGGAUGCUUCUUCACCUAAGAUACCUUUCUCUAAGAGGAUGUGAUGAUGUUUCUCACCUGCCAGAUUCAUUAGGCAACCUGAGACAGCUUGAGACACUAGACAUUAGACAAACCCUAAUACUGUUGCUGCCAAAGACAAUCAUCAAGCUUCGGAAGCUAAACAAUCUUCAUGCUGGCAGGCUUUCGGUGGAUGAGGUGGUCUCAAUCGAUGAUGAGUUUGUACAUGAGUUUCCACGGGGCACCCAAAAUAGGCCAUGUCUUUUUUGUCUCAUGCCGCUGCUUUCUUGUAUAGCGUGUUGUGCACCUCAAUGUGUGUUUCAUGGUGGUAACUUCAGCCACCGUGAUGCAUGCAGAUUAUAUUGCUGUCUUCUAUUGCCUGCUAUUGCAAUUCGCCUGGACUUGUAUGGUGUUCUAUUGCCAAGAGGGAUGAGGAAACUGAAAGCCCUGCGCACACUGGGUGUUGUGAACAUCGGACGACGCGGAAAGUAUGCUGUACAGGACAUAAAAGAACUCACCCAGUUGCGCAAGUUGGGAGUGACUGGCGUCAAUAAGGAAAACGGACAAGAGUUGUGUUCAGCAAUUGUUGGUCUCACACGCAUGGAGUCAUUGUCAAUCCGGUCAGAGGGGGAGCCAGGUUUAUGUGGCUGCUUGGAUGGAAAGUUCUCGUUUCCGGAGACAUUGCAGAGCCUCAAGCUGUACGGCAACCUGGUCAAACUGCCGGAAUGGGUCAAGGGGCUCAAGAAUCUGGUGAAGCUGAAGCUGCGGAGCUCCAGGAUACUAGAGCAUGAUACAACAAUACAACUCCUUGGUGAUUUACCAAACCUGGCGUUCCUACAUCUGUUGAAGAAGUCGUUCCAGCACGGUGAUGAGGUUUGUCUCAGUUUCCAUCGGGACAUGUUCCCAAGCCUGGUGGUGCUGGAAUUGGAUCUCAUAAAGAACCUCAAAUUGGUGAAGUUUGAAGAAGGAGCAACCCCAAAGCUGGAGCUGCUGAAGUUUCGAACUUGGGAUUCUGAACUCAGCUUCGUUCAGCUUUCCGGGCUACCAUAUCUCUCGAGCCUCAUGGAAGUUGUGCUCCAAGGUCUCUAUCAUGGCUAG
Messenger RNA from Triticum dicoccoides, 3630 nucleotides. Its product is annotated as disease resistance protein PIK6-NP-like. The record is from RefSeq and is a predicted model, not a curated record. NCBI's taxonomy places the organism in Eukaryota, Viridiplantae, Streptophyta, Magnoliopsida, Poales, Poaceae. Gene Ontology annotation, biological process: defense response to other organism. The transcript is spliced from 4 exons. Gene Ontology annotation, molecular function: ADP binding. Bases 1 to 3630 code for a protein of 1209 amino acids.